Dicrocoelium dendriticum is the source of this 280-nucleotide messenger RNA. The record is from the annotation of a GenBank genome assembly. NCBI's taxonomy places the organism in Eukaryota, Metazoa, Platyhelminthes, Trematoda, Plagiorchiida, Dicrocoeliidae.
CACGUCCACCGGAAGCUCGGUUACAACCAUAAGCAGCUUUUGGCUGCUUGGGGACGGUCGGCAAGCCUUGCUACCAAACGUACCCCCUUCGGAAUACCUUAACGCUGUGAAAGAACACCGGCCGGCGGACAAGAACUGUAAGUUGGCCCGUGUGACUAAACUUCGGCGAAUCCAUGGAUUUCGAUCAGGCUGCUGCAAUAGCGAACUCCGUCGACCUUUCGAACCUGCCGGGAGACACGGAUUCAACACUCGACAUGGGCACACCCCCACGUUUACUCAU